Hipposideros armiger (great roundleaf bat) is the source of this 2314-nucleotide messenger RNA. RefSeq names its product von Willebrand factor A domain containing 1 (gene VWA1). Bases 100 to 1350 code for a protein of 416 amino acids. NCBI's taxonomy places the organism in Eukaryota, Metazoa, Chordata, Mammalia, Chiroptera, Hipposideridae. The record is from RefSeq and is a predicted model, not a curated record. Gene Ontology annotation, molecular function: protein binding. The transcript is spliced from 4 exons.
GUCCGGCCAGUGCGGAGGCGCGCGUUGCCGCCCAGGAGCGAGCGAGCGAGGGAGCUAGCGGCGAGAGGACACCCAGCGCGCCCCGUCCGGUCGCGCACGAUGCUGCCCUGGACGGCGCUCGGCCUGGCCCUGAGCCUGCGGCUGGCGCUGGCGCAGAGCGGCGCAGAGCGUGGUCCCCCAGCGUCAGCCCCCCAGGGGGACCUGCUGUUCCUGUUGGACAGCUCGGCCAGCGUGUCUCAUUAUGAGUUCUCCCGAGUUCGGGAGUUUUUGGGGCAACUGGCAGCCCCGCUGCCCCUGGGCCCUGGGGCCCUGCGUGUCAGCCUGGUGCACGUCAGCAGCCAACCACACACCGAGUUCCCCUUCAGCCAGCACAGCUCAGGUGCGGCUGUACAGGAUGCCAUACGUGCUGCAGCCCAGCUCAUGGGUGACACCAACACUGGCCUAGCGCUGGCAUACGCCAGGGAGCAGCUGUUUGCUGAAGCGGCGGGUGCCCGGCCGGGGGUGCCCAAGGUGCUGGUGUGGGUGACAGAUGGCGGCUCCAGCGACCCCGUGGGGCCCCCCAUGCAGGAGCUGAAGGACCUGGGCGUCACGGUCUUCAUCGUCAGCACUGGCCGUGGCAACCUCCUGGAGCUGUCGGACGCCGCCUCGGCCCCUGCUGGGAAGCACCUGCACUUCGUGGAUGUGGACGACCUGCACAUCAUUGCGCAGGAGCUGAGGGGCUCCAUUAUGGACGCAAUGCGGCCACAGCAGCUCCGUGCCUCUGAAGUCACAUCCAGCGGCUUCCGCUUGGUGUGGCCGCCCCUGCUGACUGCCGACUCUGGCUACUACGUGUUGGAGCUGGCACCCAGCGCCAAGCCAGGGACCGCGCGUCGCCAGCAGCUGCCGGGGAACGCCACAGGGUGGGCCUGGGCCGGCCUGGACCCCGACACAGACUACGACGUGGCGCUGGUGCCAGAAUCCAACGUGCACCUCGUGAGGCCGCAGCACCUGCGGGUGCGCACGCUGCCGGAGGAGGCCGGGCCAGAGCGCAUCGUCAUCUCACACGCCAGGCCCCGCAGCUUGCGGGUGAGCUGGGCCCCGGCGGUGGGCCCGGCUGCCGCGCUCGGCUACCACGUGCAGUUCGGGCCUUUGCGAGGCGGCGCGGCGCAGCGCGUGGAGGUGCCCGCGGGCCACAACAGCACCACGCUUCAGGGCCUGGCGCCCGGCACCGCCUACCUAGUUACGGUGACGGCGGCCUUCCGCUCCGGCCGCGAGAGGGCGCUGUCAGCCAAGGCCUGCACGCCCGACGGCGAGCGCAGCCGCGCCCCGCGUCCUUCGCUGCCGCCGGGGGCGGGGGGCCGGGGGCCGUGAGCUGGCUGCCCCGCCUACUCGAGGGCCCCUUCUCCCGAACCCGGUGGGGAGGCGCCCGCCGCCUAGACCAGGGUCUUGUCCUGGGGGGGUGGGGGUGCGGGCCGGGCCUCUGCCCCGCGGCUACUCCGCGGGGCUCCCAAGCCCUCUCCCCGCGGCCGGAGCCGGCGUCUGCCUUCCAGGACGCGGGGUUCGCCCGACUCCGCGGCCUAACUCCGCUGCAGCUCUGGCAGCAGAGCUUACCAUUGCGACUCCAUACCCUGGCAGACCCAGAGCGGGGCACUUCGUGGUGUCCUUCGGGCAGGAUUUAGCGGGGAGAUGGAUAGGGAGUCUGGGGGCGGGUUGAGAACAUCAGACCCAGGACUGGCCCUCGCCCUGGACCGGAGGGCAGCCUGUCUGGCAGCCGGACCUCCCACUUGUGUGAAGGGACAGUCGUGUGAGAGAGGUUGGCCCAGAUGGCCGCUGCGGUUCUGGAUGUUGAUAGAAGGUGGAUGGGGGAAGGGGAGGAGUGCUGGGCGGCUGACGGUGUGGUAGUGGUUGGUGGGUAGAAAGGUGGCCUUUACCAGGACACUCAGCUGGCGUGCGGGCAGUGCCUGCCAGGGACAGUGGCCCUGCCUUCCUGCCCAGGAUCCUGAUGGCCCAGCUACAGGCACCUUUUGCGAGGACCAAAGCCUGGCAUUCAGGACCCUGCAGACAGCACGGGCAGGGAGCCUCCCCUUGCUCCUGGGUGGGUGGGCUUCCAUUUGGGGGCGAGGAUGAACAAGUGUUCCCUGGGUGGGUUCACCCCAGGAUUCUCUACAUAUUCUGCCACCCCUCCCCCACCACAACUUGACUAUUCUGGGGCCACCAAACAAGUCCCAAGGGCAGGCAGCACUGCUGCCCCCAGCGCCACCAGGCACGUCGUCCUCUGCCUCUUUCCCACUAACGUCUCACACUUUAAAAUACAGUAAAUCAGACGUAAACUGAG